AUGUUCCACCGUCGUCGCCCAGCUACUACCACCACUCGCGAGUCUAAACCCUCGCUGAUGACUCGUCUCCGUGGCCCCGGUGCUCGAAAGCAGACCGUGAAGACUAAGACCACCACUACCCGCCACGGACCCACCACCACCACCCGUCACGGCCCUUCGACUCAUCGCACCACCAAGCGACACUGGGGAACCACUACCCCUCAACAUCACCACCGCAAGGUCACUAUGGGUGAUAAGGUCUCUGGAGCCAUGUUGAAGUUGAAAGGAAGCUUGACUCAUCGUCCCGGUGUCAAGGCUGCCGGAACUCGUCGCAUGCACGGCACUGAUGGCCGCGGUAGUCAUGCUCACCGAGUUUACUAG
This is a messenger RNA of Penicillium maclennaniae, 360 nucleotides long. RefSeq lists its product as uncharacterized. The record is from RefSeq and is a predicted model, not a curated record. NCBI's taxonomy places the organism in Eukaryota, Fungi, Ascomycota, Eurotiomycetes, Eurotiales, Aspergillaceae. The transcript has 2 exons. The coding region runs from base 1 to 360 and encodes 119 amino acids.